AUCACACACUCCCAAGGACACGACUUGUGCUCUGCUGCACAGCUAACUCCAGCUGAGCAGAGUCAUCGAGUUCGCACAUGGUGGUGGAGAGGAGGGUGUGGAGGAACAGGACGAGGAGGAGUUCUUCUCCUGGCGGAGCAGCCGCCUGCGGUGGAAUGCGCGGCGCCGAGGGGAAGCAGCAGGGUCGGGUGCGACCGGCGGCACCGGGCCAGCGAUACUUCACGGCGGGGCUGGCCGUGCUGUUUCUCUGCCUGACCGCGCUGCUGGUGUUCCUGCCGCUGGUCCUCCCGCCGCUGCCGCCGCCGCCGUUGCUGCUGCUGCUGGUGCCGGUGGGGCUCAUGGCCGUCCUGCUUGCGCUGGCGCUUGUGCCGUCCGACGGCCUGGGCACGAGCGGCGUCGCCUCACCGUGCCUGCAUUGAAGAGGAUGCUUGGCAGGGCACGUGAGAGGUAGAGUAUGUUUUGGUGUUCGGUUUUGUUGAUCAGGCAGCCCCUAGCUCCGUCCUAUGUAAAAAUGCGGGGCAGGAUUUCCUUUUGUUGUGCUCGAAAACAUCUUUCCAAUUGUUAAUGCUGAGGCGAGCUCGCAGUUCACACUUCAUGUAAUGGCAUUAACACUUGGAUAAAUAGAUUGUUUGA
This is a messenger RNA of Phragmites australis (common reed), 633 nucleotides long. Its product is annotated as protein AUXIN-REGULATED GENE INVOLVED IN ORGAN SIZE-like. The transcript has a single exon. The coding region runs from base 78 to 419 and encodes 113 amino acids. The record is from RefSeq and is a predicted model, not a curated record. Gene Ontology annotation, biological process: positive regulation of organ growth. Lineage: Eukaryota; Viridiplantae; Streptophyta; Magnoliopsida; Poales; Poaceae.